This is a messenger RNA of Protopolystoma xenopodis, 858 nucleotides long. Lineage: Eukaryota; Metazoa; Platyhelminthes; Monogenea; Polystomatidea; Polystomatidae. The record is from the annotation of a GenBank genome assembly.
AUGUUUCCGACUGGUGUUGCUAACAUCGCUAUUCCACCGCCUACAUUGCCCGUAACACCGACAACGUCUACUGACAAUCCUCCUCCUAAACCUGAGAUAGUUAUCCGAUGUGGUAAUAUUUUGAGCUGGAAGCACGUUCAAGGAGCUUCUGGAAAGCUCAAGGCAUUUGGAUUUUGCGAAUAUGAGAUGCCAGAAUCGACUAUGCGUUGUGUUAAAGUUGAUACCAAAACUGAAAGUCUCCUUGAAGAAUAUUUUAAAAAGAAAAAGAAAGAUGACGCUGAUGAAGAAGAGCAAAAUAAAAUCAUGAAACGUGAUGACGAAGUCAUUAAGCUGGCACUCCAAGGAAUCUUGAAUGAAAAUGCUGCACUUUUGGAAACAAUAGAAGACAUGGAUUUGGAUAAUGACAGAAAAGAUCUUAUUAACCGUGAGAUUGAAACCUUUCGCAAACGUCAUGAGCAGAAGGAUGACGACUCCGACAAGCGCGCUAAAGCCAGGCGCGACGCUACGAGUAGCCGAUUGAAACUGGAAGCCGAGCGAGCUAGUCGGGAACGUGAAAAGGAGCGACGUAGAACUCGUUCCCGCUCAGUCGAAAUAAGCCGAAAAAAUCGGGGGACAACAUCUGGAUCCGUGAUAUCGGCUUCGGUAACUGGUGUGCUUGAUGAAGAGGAUGAAGCCAUACGAAAGAAACUAGAGAGGAAAUUAAAAGAAAAAGAAGAGUCCUAUCAAGAGAGACUCAGGCAAUGGGAAGCUAGAGAGCGCAAAAAAGCCGCUGAAUAUGAGAGGGAAAAAGAGCGUGAAAAGAAAAAAAAGGACGAUAUAGAAGUCGAAGCACAACGACUAAGAGAAUUCUUUGAAGAU